This is a messenger RNA of Hirundo rustica (Barn swallow), 1897 nucleotides long. RefSeq names its product WD repeat, sterile alpha motif and U-box domain containing 1 (gene WDSUB1). The record is from RefSeq and is a predicted model, not a curated record. Lineage: Eukaryota; Metazoa; Chordata; Aves; Passeriformes; Hirundinidae. Gene Ontology annotation, molecular function: ubiquitin-protein transferase activity; protein binding. Bases 232 to 1653 code for a protein of 473 amino acids. The transcript is spliced from 12 exons. Gene Ontology annotation, biological process: protein ubiquitination.
CGGCGGUUGUUGUGCGGCUCCAGGCCGGAGCUGAGGGCGCGGAGGGCUCAACGUCACACGAUCCGCGCUGCCUCAGGGCCAGGACCGGUGGCGGCGGUUUUCCUGCAGUGAGCUCCUGAAAGUCUCCUGACAGUGAGAUCAAGGUGCCUUUUUCAGCUCAUCUUUCCAGAUGUCAAGCUUUGUCUGACUGUUUGGUUUCUCAUUGUUGAUGAAAAUUUCUCUCUUUUUGAAAUGGCAACAUUAGUUCACACUUUAGCCGAUCACAGCGAUGAUGUCAACUGCUGUGCCUUCUCAUCAUCAUGCUUGGCUACUUGUUCCUUGGACAAAACAAUUCGUGUUUAUUCUUUGAGCAACUUCACUGAGCUCCCGUACUCGCCUUUGGAAGGUCACGCGUACGCCGUGCACUGCUGCUGCUUCUCGCCGUCAGGCCACGUGCUGGCCUCGUGCUCCACGGACGGCACCACGGCGCUGUGGGACAGCCGCGACGGCCGCAGGCUGGCCGUGCUGGAGCAGCCCGGGGCCAGCCCCGUCAGGGUCUGCCGCUUCUCUCCUGAGCCCACCUAUCUGCUGGCAGGGGCAGCGGAUGGCAGCGUGGUUCUUUGGAACGUGCGGUCCUUGAAACUGUACCGAUCUGGGAAAGUUAAAGGUGGUUCUUUGAUGGCUUGUGCAUUUUCUCCCAAUGGAAAUUUCUUUGUCACUGGAUCAUCAAGUGGUGAUUUAACUAUUUGGGAUGAUAAAAUGAGAUGCCUGUAUAAUGAAAAAGCACAUGAUCUUGGCGUUACCUGCUGUGAUAUUUCUUCACAUCCAGUAUCUGAUAGUGAAAAUGGAUUCAAAUACUUCCAGAUGGCUUCCUGUGGACAAGAUAAUCUGAUCAAACUCUGGCUUAUUUUGUCUGCAGAUUUCAUAGGUGUUCAGUUAAAAUAUAAAUGCACACUGAAUGGGCACUCUGCCCCAGUUCUGGCUUGUGCAUUUUCGUGUGAUGGACAGAUGAUAGUCUCAGGGUCUGUGGACAAGUGUGUCAUAAUCUAUGAAACUAGUACUGGCAAUACCCUUCAUACUUUGUCUCAGCAUACGAGAUAUGUUACCACUUGUGCUUUUGCACCACACAGUCCCUUACUUGCCACAGGCUCAAUGGAUAAAACUGUGCACAUAUGGCAGCUUGACCUUAAGAAAAAAUGUGCAGGAGAUACUGUAGAAAAUGAAUCAAAGGUGGCUGUUGAGGACUGGUCAGAGGAUGACGUUUCAGCCUGGCUCUGUGCACAGGAUUUAUCAGACUUUGUUGGGCUUUUCAAAAUGAAUAAUAUUGAUGGCAAGGAACUACUGAAGCUCACUAAGGAAAGUCUUGCUAAUGAAUUAAAAAUUGAGUCUCUGGGCCUGCGCAGUAAAGUUCUCCAGAAAAUUGAAAAACUGAGGAUGACAAUGAUCUCGGUUUCUGUUCCUGAUGAGUUCCUAUGUCCCAUAACAAGAGAGCUUAUGAAUGAUCCUGUUAUUGCCACAGAUGGCUAUUCCUACGAAAGGGAAGCAAUGGAAAACUGGAUCAGCAAUAGACGAUCUAGUCCCAUGACAAAUCUUCCUCUCCACUCUCUUAUGCUCACACCAAACAGGACACUAAAAAUGGCCAUCAGUCGCUGGCUAGAGACUCAGCAAAAAUAGUUAAACCACUUAAUUCUGAAGUUGUUUGUUAAAAUCAAUUGAAAUUUUGUGCAGCUGAAGGAAUUAAUUGCAUCAGUAACAAAUGGAAAGAAAAAGCUGUAUUUCUCUUCUAACCUGUGGCUGGUUCAACUUUCAUUGGUGGAAACUUCCAGAUAAACUAAGUUCCUGGUAGUUCUACUUUGUGAUAUUUCUGUUUAAGAAUCAAGUAUUCAAACUCAGCUUUUCAAAUAAAAUUUUUACUACA